Messenger RNA from Trypanosoma conorhini, 1176 nucleotides. RefSeq lists its product as uncharacterized. The record is from RefSeq and is a predicted model, not a curated record. The coding region runs from base 1 to 1176 and encodes 391 amino acids. Lineage: Eukaryota; Euglenozoa; Kinetoplastea; Trypanosomatida; Trypanosomatidae. The transcript has a single exon.
AUGUGUAGUUCUCCCAUUCCCAUUCAUGUGCUUGAUCGCCACGUGCUCGACGCGUACUUAUUCGAGGAGGAGGGUACGGCGGACCUGGAUUUUGUGCUCUGCGACGUAGUGGCAAACGCUGCCAGCGAACGCGAGCGCAUUGUUGACUACUCCUGGCUCAAUGCGGCAACGAAGCCGCAUUUUCGUCUCAGCGACCCCAUUGAGAGCCGGGCGCGUGCACUUGUACGUUGGAUUGAGCACGGCUACACGGAGAAGAGCGCGCGUGAGCUGCCGGAGUUGCUGCGUGCGUACAGCAAGACGAUGAGCUUUGAGUACGAAGUGUACCUGCGCAACAUUGUCGGUGAGGAUGGUCGCCGCGUGGAGGGUGUGGUGCAGUCCGUUGGCAGCUGCGGGUACCUCACACUUGCCAUUCCGCUGCUGCUUGGAGAGGAGGCGCGAGUGGGGGCCCAGCUAUCAAGCGUGCUGGAGCAUUACGCGAAUCUCUUGCAGAUGCGCUGCGCUGCCCCGCCGCAGUUUUCGCGUGUCGCAUUCUCGCUCAUCAUUACCUGCCGCACCGACAGCCGCGAUGCGCCGGUGGAGGUGCUCUCGGAGCGUGUAUCAAUGCAGCCGGAGGAGGUGAACGUCCCCUCUGCUGCCUCCUUCACGUCCUUCAUUUACAGCUGCGUGAAGCUAGGAAGAUUGCCGCGGUACUCGUCGAUGCUGCAGCGUGGCGCGAGCUCUCUGGACUACAUCCCGUCGCUCGAACAGGCACUCCGCCUUUCUCUGCGGGAGCCGCUGCAUUUCCUUGAAAUGGUCUGCAGCCUGUCAGCUGUCUUUGGCCAGCCCAUUGGUGUCAACGUCGCAACGGAUGAUCUCGCAGACACGAGCGAUGAGGACGCGUUGGCGCGUUGCGCCACCUUCUGCAUCGUGGACGAUGCCACGCAGUUUAGCUUUUGCAUCUGCGUGCGUUAUCACAAUGGCUGGACACUGCCGUCUGUGGACAUCAUUGCUAAUCAAUACGCAGGUGGCAUCUCGCAGGGGUCGCCGUUGCGUGAGAGGCUGCGGUACUCGGAGGAGAUGGAGUGGCUAGCGAAGAGCAGCAGCAGUGAAGAGUUCCUAGACUUGUCGGUUCUCUGCGACGGCAUUGGGCGCGGCUCCUUUGCUACCAUGGAGUUCCUCGUCUCUACAUGCCAAUAG